Messenger RNA from Erpetoichthys calabaricus (reedfish), 3293 nucleotides. RefSeq names its product PDZ domain-containing protein 7-like. The transcript has 16 exons. Bases 112 to 3138 code for a protein of 1008 amino acids. Lineage: Eukaryota; Metazoa; Chordata; Cladistia; Polypteriformes; Polypteridae. The record is from RefSeq and is a predicted model, not a curated record. Gene Ontology annotation, cellular component: stereocilia ankle link complex; stereocilium tip; plasma membrane. Gene Ontology annotation, biological process: sensory perception of sound; auditory receptor cell stereocilium organization. Gene Ontology annotation, molecular function: protein binding.
AAGGAAACCUAACAAGCAAAAGCACAAACAUUAGAAAUACCAUCCUGUUGUGAAGACAAACCGCUAAGCACAGGUGUCUUUCAUGAGCUGCUGGUGUAAGGAGUUUUGGCUAUGGCUCGGCCUCCAGACUCCGUCCGCCGGGACAUGACUAAUGGCCUCAACCCCAGCAGCCAGUCUGGAGGUACAAGCACAGCAACACGAUACCUGCUGAGGAAACAGUACCGGCAGCAGAAUGGGACACCAAGGGGAAUCCGAUCUUCUUCUCCGAUGGGCAGGGUCAUUCUUAUUAACUCACCUGUGGAAGGAGGUGACGAGAGUGAUGCAAUUCAGACUGUCACAGUGGACAAGAGUGCUGAUGGAAGACUGGGCUUCAGCAUCCGAGGCGGGUCAGAGCACGGCCUGGGCGUUUUUGUCAGCAAAGUGGAAGAUAACAGCAGUGCAGAGCAGUCUGGCUUAUCUGUCGGAGAUAAAAUCAUGGAGGUGAAUGGGAUCAGCAUGGAGAGCAUCACAAUGAGCAGUGCAGUCAAAGUCUUGACAGGAAAUAACCGACUGCGUAUGGUGGUGAGACGUGUGGGGAAGGUGCCAGGGAUCAGGUUUUCAAAAGAAAAGACAACAUGGGUAGAUCUGGUUCAGAAGCGGCUAAUUGUGGAGGAAAAAGGACGCUUGGCAUAUGACAACAGUUCUGAAAGUGGGGAGAAGAGAAUAGUUCACCUCUAUACCACAUCAGAUGAUUACUGCUUAGGAUUUAAUAUCCGAGGAGGGAAAGAGUUUGGACUUGGUAUUUAUAUCUCUAAAGUGGACCCUGGAGGCCUGGCGGAUCAGAAUGGAAUAAAAGUUGGAGACCAGGUGUUGGCAGCCAAUGGUGUCAGCUUUGAGGAUAUCAGCCACAGUCAGGCAGUAGAAGUGCUCAAGAGUCACACACACGUUAUGUUGACAGUGAAGGAGGCAGGAAGGUACCCUGCGUAUAAGGAGAUGGUGGCUGAAUAUAGCUGGCUUAGCAAACUUGGCAAUGGCUUCUUGAGCCAUUCUUCUCAAACGUCAGAUUCCAGCUCUUCUAUCUCUUCAUACUCAUCAAGUACCCCCCUGAGUUCCAUUAGUGGACUCUCUCAGAUGCUGAUACCCAAUAACUUCUACCCAUUCACAUCUGAAAUGGUGGACGUGUGCAUCUCUACUGAGGAUUCCCGCCGUGCCAGCACCACCGAAAAGAUAGAGACUGCCAUUCAGACUGACCUGCAGCUCCCUCCUGCCAGUGAUUUCAAUGAUGACACUCUGGAGAGAUCAGUCAGAUUGUCUACCACAGAGACAAGUCGCACCCUUGGUGCUACAGUGUUGCUGAAAGACACGGUCAUUCGAACAGAAAGCUUCAAAGAGACCACUCGCAGCCGCCGUAGAACUUUUUCUGUUGGAGACUCGUCUGAUGAACAUCUGGAUUCUCCCAAAACAGCUUUACUCCUGGCACUCAGCAAACCGAGGAAACCAAUUCGGCGGUCACAGAGCCAUAUCACUCUGCUAGAGGAUAAGAAAAAAAAGAAACAAAAAGACCUGAAUCCUGGUGGGGGAACCAACCUUCAACGCUCCAAGACAUUUGUCAGUCUUUUCUUCAAGAGUGGCCGCAUUGGGAGGCAGAAAAGGCAGAGCUCCAAAGAUGGUAAAGAAAGUGGCUCUGGAGAAGGAAGAAGCCGUUCAAAGUCCCCCCCUCUGCGUGGGCAAGUAGAAAAAGGCAAUGCAGUUCAAAGAUUUGUGAUUAGAAGCCUUAAAAGGGAAAAGGAAAGGGGCCGCUUAUUCUCCCUGUUUGGCACACAAAAAGAGGUCAGCUCCAGCUACCAUGAUGGCAUUCCAUUUUCCAUGCCAGAGCAGGGACUUUCUCUGGUGGAAGAUAUGGCCAGGAAGCUGCUGAAUGAAGACGAGGUUUCAGCUGUUCUUAGACACUGUCAGCAUUAUAUUUCAGAAAGAGAGGUAGAAGAUUUAGUUCGGCCCCUUCUUGUAAUACUUGACCGACCAGAAAAACUGCUGCUGCUGAGAGAAAUAAGAACCAUUUUGUCACCUACUGACUUGGGAAGAUUUGACAGCAUGGUUAUACCCUUUGAGCUUGAAGCAUAUGACAUUUUAAAGAACAGAACAGUGAGAUCCCCUGCUCUUCGAUCCUCCCAAAGUAGAACAGCACCUAAAAGACACCUCAUCACUCCAGUACCAGACUAUCGAGGAGGAUUUCACCUGAAGGCUGCACAAGACUACGAAAAGGACCGAGAGCUGAUGGAAGAAAUUGAAAAGCUCAAGCUGUCUGGAACUGAGCAAGACAGACAACUUUAUUCCAGGGCUUUCACACCCCUUGAAGAUGUGCCAGUAGAUGCCUAUUCUACAAAUACCAGGUCCUACAAGUCUGCUGGGUCCAAACUGCAACAGUCUAAUUGGUUACUGACUGACAUGGUUCAGACCACAGCACUGAAUGCCACACAGAAAAAAACGUUUACAGCGAUCUUUGACCUCCCGAAACGGGAAGAUGCUCUUUAUUCACCCACAGAUAAGAAUCCUUUUCCCAGUGAAAAUGGAAUGUCUACCAGAAAAUCUGAACUGGUGAAGUCUAAAAAGGAAAAGGGUGAGAAAAGCAAAGACACUUUGUACUCCGUGGUGAACAAUCCCAAGAAGUCCAGGCCUUCACUGUCUCAGAUUUUUGGGGAUACCACAUCUGGUGCUGCCAAUUUGGACUCAAGUCACAAAGUUCAUUCUGAAUCAGUCAAAGAUAAAGCUGCUGAAAAAGAACUGGUGAACGGACAUUCAGCAGCUGCGUCAAGUGGUGUUAACGGUACAUUAGAGCAGGGAGCUGCUCCUCCACUUCAAGAAUAUCAACUUUCCACUGUGGCCAUCUCUAAAAGUAAACAGUCCUUGGGGAUCAGCAUAUCUGGAGGAAUUGAGUCCAAAGUUCAGCCUGUGGUAAAAAUUGAGAAGAUAUUCCCUGGAGGGGCAGCCUCAACUUCCGCAGUCUUAAAGGCCGGUUAUGAGUUGGUGUCGGUGGACGGAGUGAGUUUACAGAAUGUGACACACCAGCAGGCCGUGGACAUCAUUCGAAAGGCAUUUAGCAACAAGGUGCAAGACCCCAUGUUAUUUGUGUUGAAAAUACCAAAGAGUUCUGACGACUGAGGCAAACUGGUGAACAUUCCAGAUCUGCAGUCGCUGCCAAGCUGCUCCACGGUGAAAAAGUCAGUGACACCAGGUCCAGUCACAGUCUGAUGAGAUCCAUGGAGACCCAAGGACACGUAUGGCUCCACAAAUUAUUUGGCCUGUAUAUGUAAAAG